This is a messenger RNA of Gasterosteus aculeatus aculeatus (three-spined stickleback), 2705 nucleotides long. RefSeq names its product ST8 alpha-N-acetyl-neuraminide alpha-2,8-sialyltransferase 2 (gene st8sia2). Gene Ontology annotation, molecular function: alpha-N-acetylneuraminate alpha-2,8-sialyltransferase activity. Gene Ontology annotation, biological process: N-glycan processing; oligosaccharide metabolic process. NCBI's taxonomy places the organism in Eukaryota, Metazoa, Chordata, Actinopteri, Perciformes, Gasterosteidae. The record is from RefSeq and is a predicted model, not a curated record.
UUGGGGGGGGAGGAGGAGGGAGGGAGGGGGCGCAGCUCGCUGAGGACCGUCCGACUCCGGCGAUAAGAACAAUGGCUGAGCGCAUCUUGGAUUAAUACGUGGGGAACACGAGGAGACUAAUGUAACGCAGAGUGUUUGCAGAAAAGAGGGACUCCAGGCUGCACCCCCCCCACCCACCCACCCUCUCUCCUUCCCUCCCUCCCUCUCUCUCUCCCUCCCUCUCUCCCUCCCCAGCACUCAACCAUGUCGCUUGUAUUCCGCACGUUGUUGUUCGGCUUUGUAACGCUGCUGGCUGUGGUUUUGAUCAUUGAUGAUAUCGCAGAAGUGGAGAAAGAAACACCAAAUAAUGGACAUUCAAAGAAGAUGAAGUUACAUCGGCUCAUCCCUAAACCGCACAGAAAGGCUGCAGCGCGCGUGGAUCCGACGGCUUUGACAAGAUUGAGCAAAGGCUUAAAUCAUCCAAGUUCCAGCUACAAUAACACUGCCGGGCUCCCGCCAAACAACUGGACCUUCAACAAGACCCUCUCCAACCUCAUCAGAAAGAACAUUCUGAGGUUUCUCGACCCGGAGAGGGACAUCUCUAUUCUGAAGGGCACGCUGAAACCAGGAGCUAUCAUCCACUACGUGUUUGACCCCCACAGCACCACUAACGUCUCAGAAAAUCUAUAUCGUCUUUUGCCGACUGCAUCUCCCAUGAAGAACCAACAUCACAGGCGCUGCGCCAUUGUGGGAAACUCUGGGAUUCUGCUGAACAGCAGCUGUGGACCCGACAUCGACUCUCACGACUUUGUUAUCAGGUGCAACCUGGCACCAGUGGAGGACUACUCUCUGGACGUGGGGCGGCGGACCAACUUGGUGACCAUGAACCCGUCGGUGGUGCAGCGAGCAUUCCAGGACCUGGUCAGCGACGAGUGGCGGGAUCGGUUCCUGCAGCGCCUGCAAAGCCUCAGCGGCAGCGUGCUGUGGAUCCCGGCCUUCAUGGCCAAGGGGGGAGAGGAGCGCGUGGAGUGGGCCCUCCGUCUCAUCCUGUCGCACACUGUGGACGUGCGCACCGCCGUCCCCUCGCUGCGCCUUCUCCACGCCGUCAGAGGGUAUUGGUUAACCAACAAUGUCCACAUAAAACGUCCGACCACCGGGCUCCUCAUGUACACGAUGGCCACCCGCUUCUGCGAAGAAAUCCAUCUCUACGGCUUCUGGCCCUUCCGGCACGACCCGCAGGGAAGACCGGUCAAGUACCACUACUACGACGCUCUAAAGUACGAGUACACGUCCAGCUCCAGUCCUCACACCAUGCCCCUGGAGUUCAGGACGCUGAGCGCGUUGCACAGACAGGGGGCGCUGCGGCUCCACACUGGCACCUGUGGCUGAGGGAGGAGACCCAGAAGGAGAAAAACACUUCACACAAACCGUUUUCUCGUAACCGUACUUUUAUGAAACUUGAAUUAACUUAUUUUCAGCAACUGGAAAAGCAAAUUGACUUUUUUCUAUUUCAAGCUCUUUUAGUGACUUGUUUAACUGGUGUGGUUUAACUUUUUUUAAUUAGAUUUCUCCGUGGCAGCCUUUUUUUUUUUACUGGUUUACACAGAGAUGCUCCGCUCUAAAAGUCCAUGCAUUUCACUGACUUUAUAACAUGUUUCCAGUCAUAAAUGAAGGAGUCAGGACACAUUUUUAGAUGCCGUUAAUCAAGGACUCAUCAAUGAACAGGGCUGUAUACAGGUGUGUUAUUUACCCAGCAUGCCAACAUCACAAGGAGCAGCUCAAUUAUUGGCUCCUGUGAGACACUUAUUGGGCCACAAAAUGGAAGCACUUAAUAAUCAGGGAGAAUAAUCGUCGGUCAAACUAUUUGUUUGAGAUGACGUUCCACUUGUGAUAACAAAAGUUUCCUCUGUCAGAGAACAUUUUACGCUUUUGUAGAUUCUUAUAAAGUCCCCGGUGUAAAACAGGUUAUUCAUAAGCAAAAAAAUUCCAAAGGUCGAGUCAACCAGAGCUGCCAAGCGAUAAGGUUAGAGUUACCAUGAGAGCACGUUGAAUCGCAUUGCGCUCCUGUGAGCAUAAAGAGGGAGUGCACCAGCUGUUCACACAGGAAUGUUUGCACACAGUUGGGCAGAUGUAAACUCACAAUGUGAACUUUUCUCAAAGAAUACCUGCUCUUCUUCUGCACCACUGUACUAGACUGAGGUCAGGUUGUAGCCACGUUUUGGUAGUAAGAAGAGCUUAGUUGUUUGUUUUCUAAAUGAAUGUAUUGGUGACUAAAGCUGUAAGAAAUGAACCUCAUAAUGAUGUGCUUUAAAUGAAUUUAGAGUUGAAGUUAGCAGCAGUUUCAGUGCAAUAACACUGAGAGCAGUAGAAAUGCCUUUAUCCAUUUAUAAUGACGUAUGACUUAUACUUGUGUAGAGAGUUGGUUAGUAUUUCAGCCAAUGUAGGUUGAUAGAUAUUUGUGGAUUUUGAUUGAAGUAUUUUGUGCCUGUAAUAGUAAUGAUAAUAAUCAAUACAUUAAACCAUUGUACUAUUCACAAUCCCAGAAAUAAAACUAGGUUUAUUCAAGUUAUUAUUAACAGGAUGAGACCGAUGGAGAAAGUCACAUGGCUGUCUUAAUGUCUCUCUUACAUCAGAGAUACCUAGUAAUACCAGACACAAAAUAUUGGUCUAUUGAAAGGCUGUACCAGGCUGAUCUGUCAAAGUAAUACAUCAGUUAGAAGUUCAAA